Molecule: messenger RNA, 1875 nt
Organism: Exophiala aquamarina CBS 119918
Lineage: Eukaryota; Fungi; Ascomycota; Eurotiomycetes; Chaetothyriales; Herpotrichiellaceae
Product: L-ascorbate oxidase
Exons: 2
Coding region: 1-1875 (624 amino acids)
Molecular function (GO): copper ion binding; oxidoreductase activity
Source: RefSeq, a predicted model, not a curated record
AUGGCUCUGCUUUCUGGAUCUUGCACGUUGUUAAGUGUCUUUAUAUUCUUACAACUCGGUCUUUCGGUCGAUGCGUUUGAUCCGGACUACGUCCUUCGGAUAAGUAUUGACACCAUACAGCAAGAUUGCCAGCCUCGUCUUUCGACUCUAGUCAAUGGCACUUACCCCGGCCCUCCCAUAUACCUGGAGCCCGAUGUUACCACCUGGGUUCGGGUGUACAAUGAUGCAGAUGUCAAUGCAACAAUGCAUUGGCAUGGCUUAUCCUUGUCGACGGCUCCGUAUGCCGAUGGGUCCCCACUAGGCUCACAGUGGCCAAUUCCACCAGGACAUUUCUUCGACUAUGAAAUACAUCCUAAGGCUCAUGAAGCUGGUACUUCAUUCUAUCAUUCCCAUAUAGGCUUCCAAGCCAUUACCGCCUCUGGCGCAUUGAUAGUUAAGGACGCGGGUGCACCACCAUACCGCUACGAUGAUGAGAUUAUCCUUAAAUUGGGCGACUACUACGCGUAUGAGGAUUAUGAAGUGGAGGAAAUGUUGAAUAGCAAACAAUGGAGAUGGACCGGGGACCCGGCUGCCUUGUUGCUCAACGGCCAGAGCGGGACAGCACCUGGGCCAGGGAAUCCCAACCCAUCGGAUGAAUCAUGCCAGCCUUGGCAGGUAGACGUCGAGCCUGGCAAGACAUACAGAUGGCGACUUAUAGGUGGAACGGCACUAUCGAUGGCGGUGGUGGGGUUUGAAGAUCACGAAGACCUCACGGUGAUCGAGACUGACAACUCAUACGUUAUCCCAGUCGAGACACCAUUCAUUCAAGCUGAUACUGGCCAAAGAUUUAGCUUCUUGCUGAAGACAAAGACCCAGGAAGAGUUGGCCGCCCUUGGUGGGAAAACAAAAUUCUGGAUUCAAGCUGAAACACGAGAAGGCGCCGCUACAGUUCGCGCUUGGGCAAUAUUGAACUAUGUCACAGAAGGAGGUGUACAGAAGCGUCAGAAUCUAAGGGGCAGAGCUUCUAACCCGGAUUUCGUCCCCCAAGCUCCAAUUCUGGAUCUUCCGUACGAUGUGCAGAACUUCAUCGAAUACACUUUCCAAAAUCCAGAUCUACCAGGCUACCCAAAAGCUCCGACUGCUGAGGAGGUGAACAGACGAGUUACCAUCUCGACCUUGCAGUUUUUGAACGAUUCCUCUGGAUACACUGAACUUAAGCAAAACUUUGAGUCAUGGCACGAGCAACACCCUCUUGGGCCUAGCACUCAAACGCCAUAUCUUGUCGAGAUCCUCUCCAAUGGGACCGUCAAUAGCGCCGUUCCCAACUACGAGCGUGCAUUGAGCAAUCCUGAACAAGAAGGCUUCGAUUCCGUCUCCCACACAUACCCUGCCCGAAUUGGAGAAGUGAUCGAAAUCAUCUGGCAGAAUGGAGCAUCUUUCCCCGCAGGCAUAUACGGACCACACCCUCUUCAUGCCCACGGUGGCCACUUCUGGGACCUAGGCUCGGGACCCGGUGUCUACUCGGCUGAAGCCCACAAGGCGCUGCUGGAAUCUCAUUCCGUCGACGGACGCCCUUGGUCUGGUUCACGUCGCGAUACUACGCUGUUGUACAAAUAUCGACAACAAUCCCCGGACCCGGGCGAAGUCGACGGCUGGAGAGUGUGGCGUCUGCGAGUCACUGACGAAAAUACCGGUGUUUGGAUGAUGCACUGUCACAUCUUGCAACACAUGAUCAUGGGCCAGCAGACCGUCUGGAUUUUUGGAACUCCUGAUGAGAUCAAGAAGCACACUCAGCCGGUUGAGGGCGUCUUGGAUGGAUAUUUCACAUAUGGUGGAGAUGUCGUUGGGAAAGAGGGAGAGGAGGGAAACGUGAAGAGGGCGAGGUUCUUCCCAUGA